Neurospora hispaniola is the source of this 1803-nucleotide messenger RNA. RefSeq names its product AKAP7 2'5' RNA ligase-like domain-containing protein. Lineage: Eukaryota; Fungi; Ascomycota; Sordariomycetes; Sordariales; Sordariaceae. The record is from RefSeq and is a predicted model, not a curated record. Gene Ontology annotation, biological process: DNA alkylation repair; regulation of DNA-templated transcription. The transcript has a single exon. Bases 264 to 1646 code for a protein of 460 amino acids. Gene Ontology annotation, cellular component: nucleus.
CUCCGGCUGAUUGUCCACCGGCCGGCAAUGAAAUCAACUUUAUCGAACACCGAACCCAGAUCUACACCAGUUCGCCGACCAAUCUAGUCCACAUCCACGACCGGAUAUUGAUGGACACUCAAACAAAAUCAAUCAUUAAUUCCUCCAACUCGCUUCCUGAUUUACUUUUUUAGCCAUACAACGAGCCCUGGACUUUUACCAUACCAGAUCAUUGUUCCAACCAGGAGAUAGCCCAGGUGUCUAACUAAUCACCCACUACCAAAAUGGAAGAGUCAAAGAGACAGCCACAACCAGCAGUCCCAGCCGCGUCUACAUUAUCAUCAUCAUCACCACCAUCAAAACUAGCACCACCUCAGGAGCAAGAGCAACAGCCUGCGGGCGAGGAUACAGCCAAGUCCAAAGGCAAAGGUGGAGGAAAAGGCAACAACGACAACACUGAAAAUAACCAAACCAAGAAACCCAACAAAAUGCCACCGAAACCACCCCCAACCCACUUCCUCUGCAUCCCCCUCGCCACCACGGCCUCCCGGCCUCACCUCGCACGCAGCCUAGCCGCCUUUAGGGAGGAAGUGACGGCGCCCAACCCUUCUAGCGCAUAUGGAGCGCUGCCGGUGCCCGAGCAAGCCAUCAGGCCUGUGGGGACUGUGCAUUUGACAUUGGGGGUUAUGAGUUUUAUGGAGCCCAAGGUUGGGAAACCGGCUAGACAGAGGCAGGGGCAGGAAGAAGAAGAAGGAGGAGGAGCUGGCAGCGGGACCGGGGGUACUGGAAAGGGGCAAAGAAACGGGCCGCAAGAAGAUUGCGGGAGUAGGAACAGGAGCAGAAGUAGGAGUGGCAGUGAUGAGGAACAGCCGGAACCAAGUGGAAGUGGAAAAAGUGAAAGUUUGAGUGGCUUGAGGAAGUUAGAGGAGGCCAAGGCUUUGCUGAAGAGCUUGAAGCUGAAAGAAAUUUGGCAAGGGGUACUGAGGGAGUCACAGACGCAGGCGACGGCGGUGCCGGUGCCGCGGGAUGUUGAAAACGGUAAUGGUGGUGGUGCGCCUAUUGCUAUUGGGACGGCAGAAGUUCCAGACGAGGGGCUGGAGGCCGGGAUGGGGACGGUUGUUAGGGAUGUCCAACCUCGAUCUCUGUCUGAAAUGGAGAUGAAGGAGGAGGAACAUCCGAAGAUCACGUUAAGGGGUCUUCACUCGAUGCAAUCGCCUUCCAAGGCAGCGGUACUCUACGCCCCGCCCGUUGACCCACUUGGCCACCUCCAGCGCUUUUGCGAGGAGGUUAAAGCCGAGUUCGUGCAGAGGGGGUUGAUGGUAGAAGAAGGCGGGAGACCACUUUUGUUGCAUGCUACGGUGGUUAAUACGAUUUACGUCAAGGGGCGGGACCAGCAGCAAGCAGCAGGCAACAGAGGAGGAAAGAAGGGAGGCCAUGGCCACCAUGGUCACCACGGUCACCACGGCCAUAGAAGAGGAGGGGGAAACAAAAGGGAAAGGCUGACGAUAGACGCGAGGGAGAUUCUGGAGAGGUAUGAGGAGUAUACGUGGAUGGAGGGCGUCAAGGUGGAAAAGGUGGCUAUUUGCAAGAUGGGGGCGAAGAAGGAGAUGGUUGAUGGGGUGGUGGUUGACGAGGCUUAUGAGGUUGAGGAGGAGAUUGAGUUUUGAAAACAUCUGCGGGCUUUAGAGAUUGAUGAACCACAAUAAUAUACUAGUCAAAAGAAAGAGAUGUACUCGAUCCAGUCCGACAAAGGCCCGAGGGAUCCACGAGCCACGCUAACUCGUCUUGUGCGAGAGAGAUGGAAUGAAGCGAAAGAGAUGUAGC